Messenger RNA from Sphaerodactylus townsendi, 5156 nucleotides. RefSeq names its product guanine monophosphate synthase (gene GMPS). The record is from RefSeq and is a predicted model, not a curated record. Gene Ontology annotation, molecular function: GMP synthase activity; GMP synthase (glutamine-hydrolyzing) activity; ATP binding. Gene Ontology annotation, biological process: GMP biosynthetic process. The transcript has 16 exons. Gene Ontology annotation, cellular component: cytosol. The coding region runs from base 193 to 2274 and encodes 693 amino acids. Lineage: Eukaryota; Metazoa; Chordata; Lepidosauria; Squamata; Sphaerodactylidae.
GGAGGCGCGUCUUCAGGGGCGGGCGGCGGGAUUAGCUCAUCUCGGCGGAGGCAGAGCAGCGGCUCGUCCGCGGCAGCCUGGUUUCCCGCACCUCGUCGCUUCGCAGCGCCCCUCUGCUGAGCGCCGGCGGCUGGCGAGCGCGGAGCUCGUUGGAUUCACCCCCUCCCCCCCGCCUCUCGUGCUUCUUCUCCGAUGGCUGUGUGCAAUGGAGACGCCAAGUUGGAGAAUACUGGAGGAGAUCUCAAGGAUGGUCUCUGCCGUUACGAGGGAGCUGUAGUCAUACUUGAUGCUGGAGCUCAGUAUGGGAAAGUGAUCGAUCGCAGAGUCAGAGAACUGUUCGUCCAAUCGGAGAUCUUCCCUUUGGAAACACCAGCCUUCGCCAUAAAAGAACAAGGAUUCCGGGCUAUCAUUAUAUCUGGAGGACCAAAUUCUGUUUACGCUGAAGAUGCACCCUGGUUCGACCCAGCAAUAUUUACAAUCGGCAAGCCGGUUCUUGGAAUAUGCUAUGGCAUGCAGAUGAUGAACAAGGUAUUUGGGGGUACGGUUCACAAAAAAGACGUUCGAGAAGAUGGAGUCUUCAGCAUCACUCUGGAUAACACCUGCUCACUGUUCAGAGGGCUACAGAAGGAAGAGGUUGUGCUCCUUACCCAUGGAGACAGCGUAGAUAAGGUGGCUGAUGGAUUCAAAGUUGUUGCACAGUCUGGAAAUGUUAUAGCAGCUAUAGCAAAUGAGUCUAAAAAACUGUAUGGAGCACAAUUCCAUCCUGAAGUUAGCCUUACUGUAAAUGGAAAAGCAAUGCUGAAAAACUUCCUUUAUGAAAUUGCUGGGUGCAGUGGCACCUUCACAGUUCAGAACCGAGAAUUGGAGUGUAUUCAAGAUAUCAAAACCAAAGUGGGUUCGUCAAAGGUCCUGGUUUUACUCAGCGGAGGCGUGGACUCAACAGUAUGUACUGCUUUACUGAAUCGUGCUUUGAACCAAGAUCAGGUGAUAGCAGUGCACAUAGAUAAUGGAUUUAUGCGCAAGAGGGAGAGUCAGUCAGUGGAGGAGGCGCUCAAGAAGUUGGGAAUUCAAGUCAAAGUGGUAAACGCAGCUCAUUCGUUCUACAACGGUACAACAACCCUCCCUAUUUCUGAGGAAGACAGAACUCCACGAAAAAGGAUCAGUAAAACGUUGAAUAUGACUACUAGUCCUGAGGAAAAAAGAAAAAUUAUUGGUGACACCUUUGUUAAGAUUGCAAAUGAGGUCAUCGGAGAAAUGAACCUAAAACCUGAAGAAGUCUUCCUUGCUCAGGGAACCUUAAGGCCCGACCUUAUCGAAAGUGCUUCCAUUGUUGCUAGUGGCAAAGCUGAGGUCAUCAAAACUCAUCACAAUGACACAGAACUCAUCAGAAAGUUGAGAGAAGAGGGCAAAGUAAUAGAACCACUGAAGGAUUUUCACAAGGAUGAAGUCCGGGUGCUUGGACGAGAACUGGGUCUGCCUGAAGAGCUAGUCUCAAGACAUCCAUUCCCAGGUCCUGGCCUUGCGAUUCGGGUAAUAUGUGCUGAAGAACCAUACGUUUGCAAAGACUUUCCUGAAACUAAUAACAUUUUGAAAAUCAUCGCAGACUUUUCUGCUAGUGUUAAAAAGCCACAUACCCUGUUGCAGAGAGUCAGAAGUUGUACAACUGAAGAGGACCAGGAGAAACUGAUGCAAAUCACAAGUCUACAUUCGUUGAAUGCCUUCUUGCUGCCAAUCAAAACGGUGGGAGUCCAGGGCGACUGCCGUUCCUACAGCUACGUAUGUGGUAUAUCCAGUAAAGAUGCUCCACACUGGGAGUCCCUUAUGUUCCUAGCCAGACUCAUACCACGCAUGUGUCACAACAUAAAUCGAGUUGUCUAUGUCUUUGGCCCACCAGUUAAAGAACCUCCCACAGAUGUUACUCCAACUUUCCUGACAACAGGAGUCCUUAGCACAUUGCGGCAAGCUGAUUUUGAGGCUCAUAAUAUUCUCAGGGAAUCUGGUUAUGCUGGAAAAAUCAGCCAGAUGCCAGUCAUCUUAACACCAUUGCAUUUUGACCGAGAUCCCCUACAGAAGCAGCCUUCCUGUCAAAGAUCAGUUGUUAUUCGAACCUUUAUAACUAGUGACUUCAUGACCGGCAUUGCUGCAACUCCUGGAAAUGAGAUACCAGAAGAGGUUGUGCUGAAGAUGGUGACAGAGAUUAAGAAGAUUCCUGGCAUCUCCCGGGUGAUGUAUGACUUGACUUCAAAACCACCAGGAACAACUGAGUGGGAGUAAUUAUUUUCCCCCCUCAAUGAAAGUACUGUAUGCAGUUUUAAAUUAUAUCAGAAAAAAAAAAACCAUUCCCAGUUUUGACAUGCAGUACUGUGAAAAGAGUGACUGGAGCUGCUGCUACAUCACAUGUGAUUCCCCCCCCCCCCCUUCUGUCCUGGAAAAUAAUCUGCAAAUUAAGAGUGACGAUGUGAGGGUGGGGGCGGGGUGUAAGGUAAGUGGGACUGAGGACAUGUACGGGUAAUUAGGGCAGUCUUGCCUACUACGUGCAGAUAGAUUUCAUACUGCUUUGUCCCCCCUUUUUUCCGUCUCUUCGUUUUUGGUCUCAUUGACUUUUCCUGUUUCAUUUCCCCCCCGCCCCCGCCACGUGUUUUAUUACUGUCGUUUUGGUGUCUCUUUUUAAUUUUUUUUAAUGUAUACUUUGUAAAAAGAGACAGUUUAUUUACAUUUAUCAAAACCAUUGUUAGAGCUUAUUAAUAAUGUAAAAUGGAGGUUAAAAAAAGUGACCAACUGCUUUUGACACAGAUUUAUUAUAAAUAAAUAUUUUGCCAAAUGGACUAGUGGUAUUGUUGAGUUGUAGAAUUAAUGUGUAUUUGUUCACUGUGUGUUGUAAAUCCUGUUCCAUAUCAUUUGGAGUAUUACGCCCAUGGCAAUAAGCAUGGAAAUUCUGAACAGCUCAUUUUACUAGCCGCAUUUUUUCCUCCUCUUCUUUUGCCUUCGUUUUCCUCUUCCGUAACAUUUUUUUUUAAAAAAAGGUUUUGUUAAGAAUGUAAAAGCAUGCAGUUUCCCCACCAUUGAGUGACAUCUAUAUUUAAUGUACAUUAAAGAGAGACAGAUAUGAAUUAUGUAUACAUUUGAAAAAGUGUCUCAUUGCUUAGACAAACUCUGAAUGGCUAGAAAUGGCCUUUGUAGCCGUCAUAAUCUUUGUGACCUUAUUCCAUUGUUUUGUUUCAUUUUGAAUUCUUAUCAAUUGUUUCUCUGAUUCCUGUCAGUUUUGUUAGAUGCUUUAGAAAGGUAUGGGACAUUUUGCUUUUAUAAAGUCCCUCACAAAGUGUAUUAAAAUAUUUAUACUGAUUGGCUGACCUGGACUUGAAAGCCCAUUUGAAUAUAAAUUCGUUUUAUCAUCACUACUACUUAAGGGGUAGCUAACAAAUAGCCUGCACUCACUUAAAGCUGCCUCUGGCAGCAUACUGUCAGUGUAGUGGGGUAGUAGAAAAGCACUUUUUUAUUCCUAGACGUUAACCCCCUCUAGGGAUGCAUGUUUCCCAUUCAAUCUCCCAUUCUGCAUACCUCCCUAGUUCAGCAGGGCAGUGUCAGAUCAGUGCAAUUUUAGCCAUCAUGGUUUGUAAUAAAGAGAUUAAGCUGCCCAGUAUAAUUGCACUGAUUAACCGAAUACAGGCAGCCAUUUUGCUAUGCAAAGGCUGCUUGUAAAUUCACUGCAAGAUAGUUACAACUGAGCAAAGAGGUGCUACUUGACGCAAAGUUCAGUGACAAAAUUAUUCCAAUUCAUGAUGAGGCUGCCAUCAUUGUGAAAAUUAGAAAGUCCUGACUGGAUAGGAAUAUCUGGGCCAGCUCCUUCCUGAAUGAUGUUCCCCCUCCCCUCCCCUCCUGCACACACCAGGAUACUUGGUACAUGAUCUGAGUUGAGAGAAAGAGAGAAAGUUGGAGUGGUUACGAAUCCAUUUUGCCCUACUUGAAAUUUGCUAGGCUUCAUGUCUUUAAUAGGAAACAUUUGUUCCUGGUGUUUUAACAGGGCAAGGAGAGGGGUGGGGUUUUCUCUUAGUGUAUUGAUUACUCUGCUGUGCCUUUCCUGAUUUUGCAACCUGCAUUUGAGUGCUCUGGGUGAGCUGGUGUAGACAUUUGGGAGUGGAGUAGGUUGAUGAUGUACACUUCAUCCAGCUCGUGGAGGGUGGUGGGUGAGGACCAGCUAAUUGGGAAAUGUAAAUUGAGAACUUUUAACAGUGUUUGGCUCCCUCUGGCCAUUUAGGUAUUGGAGAUCGCCUGGUCCAUUUACUGUGCCUCAGACUUGAGGUUAUAGUUGUUGACAGCAGCACUUGCUUAAGUUUAAAUGUUGCCUUUAAACUGGUGUUUCAGAUUAUAUAAUGUGUAACAUCGUUAUUGCAUAUGAUGCAACAAAGAAACAGAAGAUAACAAUACAUAACCAUAGCAGCCAGAGGUUUAAUUAUGCAGUGCCACUGUGGAUGGUAACGUUUGCAACUGGAGUUUGAAUGCGGUUUUCAUAUUCGCAACAUUGGGUGCAUACGCAAUAAAGUCUUAAUAGAAUUUGUGUUUUAACAUUAACAAACGUGCACAUUUGGUCUCCUCUGCAUUAUUUGUUUGCUUUUAUUUAAGAGGUUUGGGGAAUAAAACAGUUUGGCAAAAGGUUCCUAAUUUCAUAAAGGAAAUUAUGAUACAACCAGAAGUAACUCUGUUGCACAUAAGAUGUCAGUACAUUGUGAGUGAAUUGUUAAAUUUUAAUCCAAAUCCCAGUAUUGUAAGGAACAGGUUUUUCUUUUCUUGGUGAUCCACACAUUGUCUUCUUGGUUUGGGAGGAAAGUAGAGCGUACCUUUGGAUUGCCAUCUUUACAGUUUUUGAAUGUAUUCCAUGGUGUUAAUUCAUAUAAUCUCAGCCAGAUGCAGAUACACAGACAAUUGUCUUCUUGUGGUCCAGAAGGGAAUGUAACAUGUAGCUUAUGAAUGCAGUUGCUCUUGAUGUUCACCCUCUAGUCUCCAGUAAGACAUGUCAACAUUUUCAAAGGAAUUUGUAUAGGGAAUAAUUCCUAGCAUUAUCAUUUUUUAAAAAAAACAAAAAAACAUUUUCUGCUUGUAAAUGAUAAAAGUACUGUGAGCCUUAAUUUUUAUCCACAAAUAAAAGUGACCCAUUUGGA